Messenger RNA from Drosophila arizonae, 779 nucleotides. RefSeq names its product enhancer of yellow 2b (gene e(y)2b). Gene Ontology annotation, cellular component: nuclear pore; SAGA complex. The record is from RefSeq and is a predicted model, not a curated record. Gene Ontology annotation, biological process: positive regulation of DNA-templated transcription; mRNA export from nucleus. Lineage: Eukaryota; Metazoa; Arthropoda; Insecta; Diptera; Drosophilidae. Gene Ontology annotation, molecular function: transcription coactivator activity.
UUUAAAUGUACUUUGUUAUUGUUGCAUUCAGAACCGACAAAUACAAAGAUUUAUGUUAAUAAAAAAAUUAAACUAUGGCAGACAGCAAGGAUACUGGCACCGACUCUAAGUUUACAUAUAAAUCUUUUCUUAAUAGUGCUGAUACCAAAGAAUUAAAGGAUUUUCUUGAAAAGCGUCUAAUUGACUGCGGAUGGCGAAAGGAUAUUGAAGAAAUGAUAAGGAAGAAAUUGAAGGAAGGUGAUUCAGCUAAUGUUUCACGCGAAGAGCUUGCCAAGAGUAUUAUACCGGAUGCUCGCGCUAUGGUGCCAAAUGAAGUGCGCGAGGAAAUGAUGUUACGCGUACGUGAAGUCCUGGAAGCUCCAGUGGCAGCCUCUAACGACAAGGAAGAGAAUUCCGAUGGAGGGAUCUGUUAGCACAAGUUCAUCUAGUUCAAAUUAAAAAUGUCCAAGACAAAAAAAAAAAACAUAGUUUAAAUUCUAGCACUUUUGCUGUGGUUUAUUAACGUGUAAUUAAGUAAUUGUUUAUGUACAUAUGCUUACGCCUGCUAAUGCUAAUUACGAAUUGCGCCAUUAGUUGUACAAAUGUAUGUAAUAAAUAAACAACUUAAUUAUAUAUAUAUAUAUUUAUAUUCGAUUUCUAUGUGUUACAUUCUGUACGAUUGGCUAAACAAAAAAUAAUAUACAUAUGUAGUUUGGGGGGUUUAGGAACGCGGUUUUAGCGGGUGGCUCUGUGAAGAAUUAGGCUACAAAUAAUAGGGCUAGUUGUUAAUUCUGUUGCGU